ACAUCUGGGGCACCAGAGUUGGACACCCCUGGGAUAAAGAGUGGGGAAAUGGGGAAGUGGGGAAACUUAAAAGUACUGUGUGGAAAAAAAUUGGUUGUGACUUUGGGAAUUGGUUGUGACUUUGAACGUCACCUCCAAUAGGAGCUCUGAUCUGAGGGCAGGAACCAUUACGCUGCUGGAAAUUUGCCACCGCAGACAACAGCAGCCAUUUUAUUCUUUUUCCUUGUAGGUGGUUAGGUGUUCGGAGUGAGAGUUGAGUGAGAAGAUGGCAAAUGGCGGUAAGCCUGUAAGACGAGGGGUAGCAUGGAGGGAAAGGGAGACAUUAGACCUCCUCUCAAUCUGGGGGGAAGAGGCCAUCCAGAAGGCUUUGGUUAACAACUUUAGAAAUACUGAUGUGUUUGACUGGGUGGCAACACAGAUGGCGGCACUUGGACACAAGAGGAGCGCGGUGGAGUGCCGCACUAAAACAAAGGCCCUGAAACACAAAUACAACCGUGCAGGGGCCCAUAGUUACGGGUUGGGGAACGCGCCAGCAACCUGCCCUUUUUACUGGGAGCUGGAUCGGAUCCUCAGGGGGGAUGCAAGUAGUAGGCCACCCCAAGUGGCUAGGGGUUCAAACCUACAAGUGCUAGUAGUUGAUCCACCCCAAAACCAAGAAUGUACUCCAAGGCCAGAAGAGCUCUUCUCAUUCAAUCUGGAAACAAUUAAACAGGAGGACAUGCACCAUUUCACAUCCUUGGACUCAGGUGAAUCCUCAAGCGCUUUGUCCCAAGAUCCCGAUGAGACCUUAAUUAAUCAAGGAGCAGAGGCAGAGGAAGGUAUGUUAUUUUCAGGGGUCCCACCAGAUAUUGGUGAAACGGGUAACCAAGGAGACCAGGAUGGGGGCAAUGGCACAACCUUGCAACAGGAUCAGGAUGCACAAGGCAAGAUCUGUGAUGCUGCACCGCCAUCUCCUGAGACCAGGUUGUCAGCAGCAAGAAAUCGCAACAGACACGUCUCUCUGCUCUCCGACGUGGCCUGGCAAAUGGUGCGCCAGUCUGCCCUCGAUGCGGAGAGAUCACAGCAGCUGCAGAAAGAGAUCCUUCUGGAGGAGAGGCGUUGCCAUCAGGAGAACCUGGUGGAGGAAAGACGUCGUCACGAGCAGAUGCUCUCGGAGGAGAAUCGUAGAUAUGAAGCACUGCUUGAGGAAAGCAGACUGGAGAGGGAGGCAUUCCAGUGUGCCGCGGACAGAAGCUGCAACCUGAUGUUUGAGGCUGUAACUGCUAUAAAAACCAUGACUGGGUUGAUGAUGUUGAAGCAUUCAGGGCAGACACCACCAGUGGGUAAUAUUGAUGUACUGCAUGAAAACACUAAUAACCCUGAGCUGUCAACAUCCUCUGCCUCCCAAUGCUCUGAAAAGAUCCCCCACGCUCCCUCCAAGCACAGACAAGCUAGACGUACAGUUGAUCGACUGGAUUUGUGAGAUCUCAGGAGUCACAUCCCACAAAAGUUACCUGGCUCCUUGCAGUGCAAUAAAGGAGCGGGGUUGUAUUUUAUAUGUAUGCGUCAUUCUUUGUUUAUGUUUUUUAAAGUGUAGCGUUAAUGUCUCUUGUUUGUGUGAGUGGAAAUAGUCGUCCUUCACGUCGAAAAAAGUAGGAAUGGUCUUGAAUCAUAGAUGUGUAUUUAAAUUUUAACAAACAAUAUCUAUACCUGAACAUAUUAAA
Sphaerodactylus townsendi is the source of this 1703-nucleotide messenger RNA. RefSeq lists its product as uncharacterized. Lineage: Eukaryota; Metazoa; Chordata; Lepidosauria; Squamata; Sphaerodactylidae. The record is from RefSeq and is a predicted model, not a curated record. The transcript has 4 exons. Bases 266 to 1462 code for a protein of 398 amino acids.